GUGAAUUAACGUGUAAUGUCAACGUUAGCUGACCCCCGUCCCCCUGCCGAGACUCGCAUAUCCAUUACCGAAAUUUCUAGCGAAGAGAACUACGGACGACAGUCAGAACACGGCUUGACGUACGACCCCGACUUCAUCUCAUCGCUGCCCGUGCUUUCGCCGCCGAGCAACGACCCGCUGACCCCCUCAUCUUCGCAACCUAUUCGCGCCUUGACCGCAUCGCAGUUCUCGCAGAUCCAUCUGCGGUACGCGCUGAGCCAUGCGCCAGACUCGGUCUUGUUCCCGUUCUUGCAUGGACUGGAGGAUGGCAGUGAUGCGCUGAGAGCAUUCUUUGGGUCGUCGUCCAGCUCCAGACCCGGUGGCGUCAAGAUCCCCAACUUCCGCGGCCUGGUGUGGGUAUCGACGGACGAGCCGGACGCGCUGCGCUCGCACCAUUCGCGGCGGCCAUCUGGCUCACAGCUGCCCAACACGAGCGGUCUGAGCAGCCUGGGCGGGUACGACGACGGGUACGGGUACGGCCAUCCCUACGACGACGAGGAUGAGGAGGACGAGGAGGACGACUACGAUUCGGACGACUAUGCAGACGAGGAGGGGGCAGACGACAUGGACAUUGACACGGACGACCGAGGGCACAGGCAGGGGAAGGAGAGGCAGUCGUCCCACAUCCAGAUGCACCCGGUCCACCAUCGCUCGACGUCCGCGCCAUCCACCUCCCCGAUCCCGUUCACCCCCGACGCCACCUCGCCGUCUGCCACGCCAACGCCGACGUCGUCCGCGAACCAGACGCACGACCGGCGCGCAUCGACCACGUCCCAGUCCACUGUCUCCUCGUCGUACACCACUUCGUCGUCCUACUCCAGCUCGGGGGUGUCGAGCGUGCCCACCUCGGUGUACUCCGCCUCCCCUCCGAAUUCGCCUAUCUGUCCGCCCGAUGCCUCGCUGUUCAAUACCGAGUGCCAGAGUCCGUCGCACGCUCCAGCCCGAACUCACGUCAACUUUUCCGAGCUGCACCAGAAGACGCAGUCGCCGCACCCGCAUCCCCCGCCUUCGCCGUAUCCCGAGCCUCCCCCGUUCUUCCUCACCUCCACGUUCUUCCAACGCGACCUGAUCAAGCCGAAGCCCAUCCCAAAACGUGUCACAUCCGCUGUCAACGUCAACGACGCAAAGGGAGUCAAGGCCGAGGAGCGCUGGGAGUAUGAGUAUGAGUUUGCUGGCGCUAACGUCCCGGAGGGGAUUAGUUUGAGGAAUUUCGGAGUCCAGGUGCCCAUAUACGCGACCAUUUCGGACAUCGUGGUGUAUUCACCCACCGGAAACACUGGACACGCUUUGCUGCUGGCAGAACGGUUCAGGGAAGCUGUAGAUAGGAAAAGGGAACAUCGUCAGAGAUUGUUAGGUGAUGCUGCGAAAGACCUCGUGCCUUAUAACGUCUUCGUGCUCGACGCUAGUCCGAGCGAGGCGAGGAAGGAGCUUCAGUGCCUCCUGAUGCGACAGGAAGAUGAGCUUCUAAGCGAUUCGGAUGAUGAGUCUGAGGGUCGGCCCGCCGAAUGCGACCGAGAUCACCGUCAUGGUAAGGUGAACGGGACAGCACACACGGAUAGCACGGACGCACACGUCGUGGGCGAGAUGGAGCUCGACGCCGAGCCGGAGAAAAAGAGCAAAAAGAAGAUGCUGAAGGCAAACACGAUCGACUUCGCGCAGCGCGAGAAGGAAGAGAUGCGCGACCUGACCAAGGCAUCGGAGAUCUUCUCCUGGUUCCCUGCGGCGGACAAGGAAAAAGGGAAAGAAGCAUCCGCGUCGAGCCCGCAGACGUACUGGAACCCGCUCGUCGGGCAGGUGUUCCUUGGCAACUCGAACGACGUCCCUCUCGCGCCUGAGGCGUACCCACACUCGCAGCAGCGCAGACAGGACGAAGAGCUGUUUGACUUCACGGACAACGAUCCCAAGAACGGCUUUGGGUAUGACGUGUGUGUGCAGUGCCACGACGCAGCGCCGUUCCCCACCACUGCGCACUUGAGGGCGGCAGAGGAUCAUCUCGCGGCACUGGAAAGCAUGUGGGUGGACAAGUGGUUGCAGAAGCAGGGAGGUGAUGAGGUGAUGAAGGAUGUCGACGAGAAGGAUGUGGAUGUUCCGCCCAGGCCACCGCCGAACGCGAAUGCUGUUAUACAUCUUCCAUUCCCGAGCAGCCCGCCAGCGACGGCCGUCAGCAUGAGCGCUAUUGUGCCGUUCAUAGCGUUCUUGGAACAGUUUUUGAGGCCUGCGGAUCAUGCGGCGGAUGCUGAAACACUCGGUGAAACCCCUACCAGCCACGCUCGGUCUGUCUCUGGAUCAUCGGGAUACAUCUCGCCUCCCUUGGCUCACCGCCGCUCGCGGCCUUUGAAGGUGCUCAUACACUCUUCCGAUGGAUACACGGAGUCAUCAGUACUUGCUCUUGCGCUACUGAUGGCGCUCCGUAAGCUGACGCUCCCCGAAGCAUACCUCGAGCUUCAGGUCGAGAAGAAGAGGAGCUUCUUUGUCUACCAGGGCGAUUUGGCGGUGCUGAAGCGUGUCGAGACCCGGUUCGAGAAGGACAGGCAGGUUACAAGUGCUUCGGGGAAGAGUGGGGCGGCUGUGGGGGUCGUUCAAGCUCGGUACCCACCCCGAGUAUCAGGCCCGGCGUACUCGUCUGUCACGCUAAAUGGAAGACCUGCUGCGAAUUCAGUCUCGAUAUCGACCAUAAACGUGCCACAAGUCAAAUCCGGACACGAUGUCGAAGGUGAUCCGGCCUCACCUCAAUCUGCCCCGGCGCUUAGCAGCUCUUCGCCAUCAAUAGCUAUGAUGGCCCCGUGGCAUAAUCGGAAUGGACAGCAGAUCAGAAGGCCGAGGGCAAGUACGAGUCCUGCGCUGCCUACCUUCAUCCCGAACCAUGAUACUUGGUUCAAUGACGCCAGGUUCGAUGGCAGUUUCCCAAGCCGAGUCCUGCCUUUCUUGUAUCUUGGUAACCUAAAUCAUGCCACGAAUGCCUACAUGCUCCAUGCACUUGGUAUCACUCACGUCGUCUCCGUCGGCGAGUGUGCUCUUGUCCCACCUCCUAACUUCCCCGUGCACGCUCCCGCUCCCGCAGACAAGGGGUGCCCCAUGACUCCAGGGAAGGGACCCGGAAGUCAAGGAUCUUUAUGGAUCGAAGAGAAAGAGGGACGAAUCAAAGUUCUCGACAUCAAGGGCGUGUGCGACGACGGCAUUGACACGUUGGCUCCGCAGCUUGAACCCAUCUGCGAGUGGAUCGAAAAGGCUAGACUAUCUGGUGGUCAAGUACUUGUGCAUUGUCGAGUAGGCGUAUCUCGCAGCGCGACUGUGACGAUCGCGUAUGUGAUGAAACAUCUUGGUCUGCCCCUGGUUGAUGCAUACUUGAUCGUCCGGUCUCGACGUUUGUCUGUCCUCAUACAACCCAACAUGCGUCUUCUCUAUAACCUCCUUGGUUGGGAGGUUAAGCUUGCUCGCGAACGCGCCGGAGACGACGAAGAGAAACUAAGAAAUGAACUUGCCAGAAGCUUGAAUUGGCCGUACCUUGCUAGAGAGGUCCACACUCUCAACGAGAAGUAUCUGCAUUAAGCGUAGAGCCGCGACUCUGACGUUUCCCUACCAUUUCGUUACCAUUGUACCUAAUCCAUACUCCCCCAAAUCCUGUGCCAUACCCUGCCAAUGUACGUGUAUUCUCGCUCAGUGCAUGUAUGUGUUGUUGUUAUAGUCUUGUCACACGUGUAGUUGUAAAGUCGUCGUAAUACUCCAACGUGUUAUCUCUAUCUGUCUUAC
Messenger RNA from Gloeophyllum trabeum ATCC 11539, 3789 nucleotides. RefSeq lists its product as uncharacterized. The transcript is spliced from 6 exons. The coding region runs from base 16 to 3588 and encodes 1190 amino acids. NCBI's taxonomy places the organism in Eukaryota, Fungi, Basidiomycota, Agaricomycetes, Gloeophyllales, Gloeophyllaceae. Gene Ontology annotation, molecular function: protein tyrosine/serine/threonine phosphatase activity. The record is from RefSeq and is a predicted model, not a curated record. Gene Ontology annotation, biological process: protein dephosphorylation; nuclear DNA replication.